This is a messenger RNA of Drosophila hydei, 1071 nucleotides long. Its product is annotated as phospholipase A1-like. The record is from RefSeq and is a predicted model, not a curated record. Gene Ontology annotation, biological process: lipid metabolic process. Gene Ontology annotation, molecular function: lipase activity. NCBI's taxonomy places the organism in Eukaryota, Metazoa, Arthropoda, Insecta, Diptera, Drosophilidae. Bases 21 to 1031 code for a protein of 336 amino acids. The transcript has 2 exons.
AAACUACUUGAGUGACCGGAAUGAAAGUAUUUCUCGUACUAGCAGCACUGUUGACCUUGGUCAGCGCCCUGCCCAUUCAGGAGCGCAUUCAUGGCGAGACGGGCUGGUAUGUACCACAAAUUGAUGGCACCUCCGAGUGGUUGGAUCUGGACGAGGCCGAGCAGCUGUUGGCCAACGCCGAGCAAAUGGAGGGACGCAUGAGCUCCAAUGCAGUGUCCUUCUACCUCUACACCAGAUCAAACCCCCACGAGGGCAAGGAACUUAGCGCCAAGGAAGCAGCCCUUCGCGACUCACACUUCAACAAGGAUCAUGCCACACGCUUUGUCAUUCACGGCUGGACUGGCCAUCACUCGGACCCAAUGAUCUCCGAAAUUACCAAUGCCUGGCUAUCCCGUGGCGACUACAACGUUAUUAUUGUUGACUGGGCAAGGGCUCGCUCCGCUGACUAUGCCUCCUCGGUGGUGGCUGUACCCGGCGUCGGCACCCAAGUGGGCGAAAUGAUCAGCUACCUGCACGAGCAUCACGGCAUGUCCCUGGACCGCUUGACGGUCAUUGGCCACAGCCUGGGCGCCCAUGUAGCCGGAUAUGCUGGCAAAGCCAUUGGCGAGGGUCGCAUUCAUACCAUUAUUGGCCUGGACCCUGCUCUGCCUUUGUUCAGCUAUGACAAGCCGGACAAGCGUCUAAAUUCCGAAGAUGCCUUCUACGUGGAGUCCAUUCAGACCAACGGCGGCAAGCUGGGCUUCCUUAAGCCUAUUGGCAAGAGCGCCUUCUACCCCAACGGCGGCAAGGAGCAACCCGGCUGUGAUGUAGACACCUGUUCCCACCGCCGCUCUGUGACCUACUAUGCUGAGGCUGUGACCGAGAAUAACUUUGGCGCUCUCAAAUGCCCCGACUAUGAGGCGGCAGUGGACAACAUGUGCGCCAGCACCUACAGCGGCAUUCGCAUGGGCGCCGAUUACAACGCUUACAUGUCGGGGGGUAGUUUCUAUGUGCCUGUUAACAGCGCAGCGCCCUAUGGCAAAAUUGAAUAAGUUGUGCUAUCUGUAGAUCUGAAUAAAGUAUAAAAGCAAA